This is a messenger RNA of Varroa destructor (honeybee mite), 2341 nucleotides long. Its product is annotated as heat shock protein HSP 90-alpha-like. Gene Ontology annotation, molecular function: ATP binding; ATP hydrolysis activity; ATP-dependent protein folding chaperone. The record is from RefSeq and is a predicted model, not a curated record. Gene Ontology annotation, biological process: protein folding. Lineage: Eukaryota; Metazoa; Arthropoda; Arachnida; Mesostigmata; Varroidae.
UUGAAGUCGCAGCUAGUUCGUAAAAAAAAUAACCAUUUUUCAAUUGUAUGUUAGAUUGUCGCAGUGUGUUUGAGCUGAAGGUUUGCAAGAAUGACUGAAGAAUUGCAAGUGGAAACCUACGCUUUUCAGGCGGAGAUUGCACAGUUGAUGUCGCUGAUCAUCAAUACGUUCUACUCUAACAAAGAAAUUUUUCUCCGUGAGUUGGUAUCCAACUCGUCGGACGCCCUCGACAAGAUUCGCUAUCAGUCGCUAACGGAUCCAACGAAAUUGGAAGCGAAGAAGGAGUUGUUCAUUAAGAUCAUUCCUGACAGCGCCAACAAAACUCUGACUAUCAUAGAUUCUGGCAUAGGUAUGACGAAGGCAGAUUUAGUUAACAACCUCGGUACGAUUGCGAAAUCGGGUACGAAGGCCUUCAUGGAGGCCCUUCAAACGGGAGCCGAUAUCUCUAUGAUUGGUCAGUUUGGUGUUGGCUUCUAUUCAGCCUACCUCGUCGCCGACCGGGUUACCGUAACUUCGAAACACAAUGAUGACGAGCAAUACACCUGGGAAUCGUCUGCUGGAGGCUCAUUUACGGUUCGGACAGAUAGUUCAGAACCAUUAGGGCGUGGUACGAAAAUUGUUCUUCACCUCAAAGAGGAUGUAACCGACUUCUGCGAAGAGCGACGUAUUAAGGAAGUUAUUGCAAAGCACUCGCAGUUUAUCGGGUAUCCAAUAAUUAUGCCCGUUCAGAAAUACCGUGAAAAAGAGAUGUCAGAGGACGAGAAUGAGAAAGAGAACGAAAAAAAAGGCGAUAAAUGUGAUGAUGGAGUUGAGGAAGGGAAGGACAACGAUUUAGAGGAUGCAGGCGAAGACGAAGAUGCUGAUCUAGAAGCGGGUGAUAAAAAAAAAAAAAAGACUAUUAGGGAGUCUUACAUUGAGGAUGAGGAACUUAAUAAGACAAAGCCGAUAUGGAUGCGUAAUCCUGAUACCAUUUCACAUGAGGACUACGGGGAGUUUUAUAAAGCGUCGACCCACGACUGGGAGGACCACCUUGCCGUGAAGCACUUCUCGGUGGAAGGCCAGCUAGAGUUUCGCGCUCUGCUGUUUAUCCCGAAACGGGCUCCAUAUGAUCUGUUCGAGAACAAAAAGCAAAAAAAUGAGAUAAAGUUAUAUGUCCGUCGUGUGUUUAUCAUGGACAAUUGUGAGGAGCUGAUUCCAAAGUACCUUAAUUUCGUACGCGGUGUCGUAGAUUCAGAGGAUCUUCCCCUGAACAUUUCGCGUGAGAUGCUCCAACAGAACAAAAUCCUGAAGGUGAUCCGCAAGAAUCUCGUCAAAAAAUGCUUAGAACUUUUUGAUUCUAUUGCAGAGGACAAGGAUAUGUAUAAGAAAUUCUAUGAGCAGUUUUCUAAGAACAUCAAAUUGGGGAUCCAUGAAGAUUCCCAAAACCGUAAAAAGCUUGCUGAGCUUUUGAGGUUUUAUACUUCGGCAUCUGGAGACGAAAUGUGCUCUUUCAAGGAUUACGUUAGCCGUAUGAGGGACAUCCAGAAACAAAUUUAUUUCAUUUCUGGCGAAUCACGCGAUCUCGUGGCUAAUUCGGCAUUUGUUGAACGUGUGAAGAAACGAGGCUUUGAGGUAAUUUACAUGGUCGAUCCCAUUGACGAGUACUGCAUACAGCAGCUGAAAGAGUACGAGGGAAAACAGCUAGUUCCAGUCACUAAAGAAGGAUUGGAACUUCCUGAAGAUGAAGAGGCAAAAAAGAAAUUUGAAAGGGACACUAAGAAAUACGAGAAUCUGUGCAAAGUAAUGAAAGAUUGCCUUGACAAACGGGUUGAGAAGGUUGUUGUAUCAAAUCGUCUGGUAAGCUCACCAUGCUGUAUUGUCACCUCACAAUUUGGUUGGUCAGCUAAUAUGGAACGUAUCAUGAAAGCACAGGCACUUCGGGACUCAUCAACGAUGGGGUACAUGUCUGCCAAAAAACACCUUGAAAUAAACCCGGACAAUUCUAUUAUUAAACAGCUACAAGAUAAGGUUGAAGUUGACAGGAAUGACAAAUCAGUUAAAGACCUUGUGCAGCUUCUUUUCGAGACUGCGUUACUAUGCUCUGGCUUUAACCUCGAGGAGCCAGGCCACUUUGCAAAUCGCAUCCAUCGAAUGAUUAGGCUUGGACUCGGCCUUGAAGACGAUGAAUCGGAGAGUGCAGAUGAAUCUAUGCUUCAAAAUCCACCUGCGCUGGAGUCCACAGCUGAAGAUUCGCAACGAAUGGAAGAGAUCGAUUAAAGGCCUAUUUUUUAUUGUAGAUGGACUGUUUCGAAGUUUCUCGACUGUAAUUGUUAAUAAUUGUAAAUCACUGUAAAUGAUAAAA